AUGGGUGAAGGAGUUUUACAUAACGAAAACCAAGGUAAUACUACUUUCGUUAUAUCUUCAUCUCUUCCUACUUCUGUUCUUGACACCACUGUUUCAUUACCACCAUAUAUUGUUCCCAAUACAUCUCAAAAUCCUUCUUUUUCUCAUUCUCCUAUUUUUGGAAACAGUAUCCAACAACCUAUUACCUCUUUGUUUCCUUCCCAAUCCCCUGACGAACCACAAGCUGUUAAAGAAGAUGAAAUGGAUGAUGGUGGCGUUAUAGGAAAGCAGUUUAAAUUUUUGAAUAGGAAGCUAAACUCUUUACUUCAAUUGCAAGCUAAUGCUGGUGGUAAAAAUUUGAUAUGCGCUCUUGAUGUUGAUGUUAUGUUACAAGCUCAAGAGCAUUGUAUAUUGGAUAAGCUUAAUCGAAUGGACGAGUCUGCUGAGUUAUGGAUCAAAUCUCAACUUGAUUCUUUUAAUAGUGAAAUUCAUGAAUUGAAAGAAACUGCCAAGUCUCAACAUAUUCUUUUUGUUCAAGAUGUGAAGAUGUUGCUCUUUAUACUUCCUUGGGAGGUGAAAUUUGAUAAGAAAGCAGAGGUUGAUGCUAAUAGCUUUGGGAAUGUUGAAAACUUGGUGAAAGAGUUAAAGGAUCUUUUUUCGAAGUACGGUUCUUCAAAGUCUUCGGUUGUUUCUCCUGAGUCUUUUACUAAAAUUUUUCGCAUGUUAGAGGCAACAAUUCACGACGAUUUAGCGCCACUUGCAAAAUUUGUCAACCUUAUGCUAACAAAUGCACCGCCUGUGAGCAAAGGGGUGUAA
This is a messenger RNA of Lactuca saligna, 795 nucleotides long. The record is from the annotation of a GenBank genome assembly. Lineage: Eukaryota; Viridiplantae; Streptophyta; Magnoliopsida; Asterales; Asteraceae.